Molecule: messenger RNA, 623 nt
Organism: Aspergillus uvarum CBS 121591
Lineage: Eukaryota; Fungi; Ascomycota; Eurotiomycetes; Eurotiales; Aspergillaceae
Exons: 1
Coding region: 84-587 (167 amino acids)
Source: RefSeq, a predicted model, not a curated record
CACUCACCACGCCAGACACGCCCCUGCCCCAACAACCCACAGAGCUUCUGCUGCGAUUGCGCGCCUGGUGUGGCUAUCUGGGUAUGUCUACGGCUUUUCCUGUUCCUGAUGCUGCUGAUGCUGCUCCUGCUCCUGCACCCGGAGGCAAGGGAGGGAAGGUAGAAUUCAAGGGCCGCGUUCGGAGUAUGGCUUUUGCGGUGGUGCGGUGGUGCGGUGGUGCGGUAGGGUCAGCUUGCCAUAAAACCCCAGUCCAGCGCAGUUCAGAACCGCCAUCAGUCCCCGGAGUACGGACAGGAAUGCACCAAAAGUCCACCAGAGUGCAGACAAGCACAUCCCACCAAGCCCCUGCAGCAUCUACAGAACCAACCCCGCAAACCCCCGAAGAACGCACAAGCCCACACCCAAAACCACCGCCGGUUUCUGGAUGCGGUGGGGACGUUGGGGUUGUAUUGCUUGGUGGUCGGGCUGAGGUUGGGGGUUGUGCGGAGGGUGCCUUUUGGAUAGUGGCUUUUCUGAGGGAGUUGGAGUGUUUGGUUCGGGGGGAGGAGGGGAGGGAGCUUUGGUUAGUUACUGUUGUGGGAGGGUAACUUGAGCUCAUACAUGUGAGGGUCCCAUUGGAACUA